Messenger RNA from Telopea speciosissima, 1769 nucleotides. RefSeq names its product serine/threonine-protein kinase D6PK. Gene Ontology annotation, molecular function: protein serine/threonine kinase activity; ATP binding. Gene Ontology annotation, cellular component: nucleus; plasma membrane; cytoplasm. Lineage: Eukaryota; Viridiplantae; Streptophyta; Magnoliopsida; Proteales; Proteaceae. The record is from RefSeq and is a predicted model, not a curated record. The coding region runs from base 111 to 1724 and encodes 537 amino acids. Gene Ontology annotation, biological process: protein phosphorylation. The transcript has 2 exons.
UUUUCUCUUAUUAUCCGUCCCUUUUAACCAAGCUUUUUGUCCUAAACUUUUUACCUAACACUUGGUGUGCGUGGGUGGUGGGACUCUAAUCUCCCUUUGAGAAAGGAGACAUGGUCGAUAAUAAUCGUGUCGUUGUUGCCGGUGAUGGUGAUGCCGAUGCCGAGUCUGUUAGUGUUCCGACGAGCAUCAGUAUCAAUUUAAAGGAGCUUAGCUUGGACAAUAGUAGUAGUACCACUAGUAGCACUGUUACUGGUUCGAGUAACAGUUCUAUAAAUACUAGUAAGAUCAGUGAUGGUUGUCUUGACGGGAAACGAAGCGAGUGCAGUGCUUCCGAUUCCAAUAAAAAUGGGGAGUUCUUGGAAUGUGUAGAAACUGAGAACAGCAGCAGCUUGAGCUCUGCGAGCUACUGUAGUAGCAUUGAUGGUAACGAGGCUAGUUGCAGAACCUUUUGCCCUAGCAAACCCCAUAAGGGUAAUGAUCUACGAUGGGAUGCAAUUCAGUGUCUGAAGGUCAAAGAUGGUACUUUGGGUUUGGGUCAUUUUAGGCUUUUGAAGAAGCUUGGUUGUGGAGACAUUGGGAGUGUGUAUUUGGCGGAGCUUAGAGGGAUGGGCUGUUUGUUUGCGAUGAAGGUGAUGGAUAAAGCAUUGUUAGCCGGAAGGAAGAAAUUGUUGAGGGCUCAAACCGAAAGGGAUAUUUUGGGUUUGUUAGAUCACCCUUUUCUUCCAACUCUUUACUCCCAUUUUGAGACGGAGAAAUUCUCUUGCUUGCUUAUGGAGUUCUGCAGUGGAGGGGAUCUUCAUACACUACGGCAACGGCAGCCGGGAAAGCACUUCUCAGAGCAAGCAGCGCGGUUUUAUGCUUCAGAAGUUCUCCUUGCCCUAGAGUAUCUACACAUGUUGGGGGUGGUUUACAGGGACUUAAAGCCUGAAAAUGUCUUAGUCAGGGAAGAUGGCCAUAUCAUGCUUUCAGAUUUUGAUUUAUCAUUGAAGUGUUAUGUGAGUCCUACCCUAAUCAAGUCCGGUACAGAAUCAUCCCGUAGGAUCUCAUCCUAUUGUAUUCAGCCAGUAUGCAAUGAUCCAGCAUGCAAAUUAUCAGCUUGUGUGGAGCCUGCUUGUUUGCAGCAGUCAUGUUUUAGACCUCGUCUUUUCACUUCAAAGGCAAGGAAGGCCAUGUCUGACAGUUUAAGUCUGGCUCGUACAAAUUCUCUUCCGGUCCUCAUUGCAGAGCCAACUGCUGCCCACUCAAUGUCUUUUGUAGGAACCCAUGAAUACUUAGCUCCUGAAAUAAUCAAGGGAAAUGGCCAUGGAAGUGCUGUGGAUUGGUGGACGUUUGGCAUCUUCCUGUAUGAACUGCUUCAUGGGAGGACACCAUUCAGGGGAAAUGGUAACCGUGAGACGUUAUUCAACGUAGUUGGGCAGUCACUGAAGUUUCCAGAUGGAUCAAAUGUGAGUUUUGCUGCUAAGGAUUUGAUCAAGAGUUUGCUUGUAAAGGAUCCACAACAGAGAUUAGGAUACAAAAGGGGUGCCACAGAGAUAAAGAAACACCCCUUCUUUGAAAAUGUCAACUGGGCUCUCAUUCGUAGCACUCACCCUCCAGAUAUUCCUAAGCCAGUUGAUCUGUCUUUUGUUAAUCAAACAAUUAGGUCAUCCAAGCCCCAAAAUGACAAUGGAGCUACAGAUUCUGAUAGCUCUUCAGGGCCAUAUCUAGAUUUUGAAUUUUUCUAGAGAAUUUUGGCGGGAGUAAGUUUUGUAAUUUUUUUUUUAGUUGAC